Molecule: messenger RNA, 834 nt
Organism: Myotis lucifugus (little brown bat)
Lineage: Eukaryota; Metazoa; Chordata; Mammalia; Chiroptera; Vespertilionidae
Product: kininogen-1-like
Exons: 5
Coding region: 145-834 (229 amino acids)
Biological process (GO): negative regulation of blood coagulation; positive regulation of cytosolic calcium ion concentration; negative regulation of endopeptidase activity
Cellular component (GO): blood microparticle; extracellular region
Molecular function (GO): cysteine-type endopeptidase inhibitor activity
Source: RefSeq, a predicted model, not a curated record
GGCAGCAGGAAGCCAAGCAGAACCCUAAAGUGCUAAGGCAGAGAGAGGAGAGACAGAAGAGAUAAGAGGCUGAAGAGGGUUAACAUCAGCCUCCAAGUUAGCUUCCAAUUCUUGGUGAAACUCCCAGAGGGAGACUGACAAAUCAUGAAGUUAAUUGCCAUCAUUUUCCUUUGUUCCAGGCUGUUAACAAGUUUCGCCCACCAGGACCAACCACAAGUAGUUGACUGCAAUGAUGAGGAUGUAUUUAAGGCUGUGGAUGCAGCUCUGAAGAAAUACAAUAAUGGAAGAAAAAGUGGCAAUCAGUUUGUAUUGUACCGCAUAACCGAAGUCAUCAAGACGGGAGACCGGAACAUAUUUUAUUCUGUCAAGUACGAAAUCAAGGAGGGCGACUGUCCUGCUCAAAGUGGCAAAACCUGGCAAGACUGUGACUACAAAGAACCUGAGCAGGCUGCUACAGGAGAAUGCAUGGCGACCAUAGUGAAGAAAGGGAAAAUGGAAUUCUCCGUGACUACCCAGACCUGCCACAUUACUCCAGCUGAAGGCCCUGUGGUGACCUCCCAGUAUGACUGCUACGGCUGCCUGUACACCAUAUCGACUAUCCCCCCGGACUUCAACCCUGUUCUGAGACAUGCCAUUGAACAUUUUAACAACCACACUAAUCAUUCCCACCUCUUUGCUCUUAAGGAUGUAAAAAGGGCACAGAGAGAGGUGGUGUCUGGAUCAAACUAUGAAGUUACUUACUUAAUUCAGCAGACUAAUUGUUCCAAGGAGAAUUUUCCAUCCUUAACCCAAGACUGCAAGGCCCUCUCCAAAGGUGUAAGUAGGCAAAAAUGA